AUGAACACUCAAAAAAACACUAGCAGCGGAGGUGGGGGCAAUUUUGGUGAUGGAAGGAGAGGGCCUGGUGGUGAGCGUAAUCAUAAUCCCGGUCGAUAUGGCGCUGGGAAAGGUGGGGGCGGCGCACAACAGGGUGGGGGUCCCAGCACUGCGCGAAGGAGGCCACCAGGACAAGGGGCCAGUAGCGACAAUGUCCUUUAUAAUCCAGGGCCAGCUAUUGUCGACAAACGCCUCGAAACAAUCGACCAACUUGUCUCUUCAUUCAAACAGCUCUCGGUCGUCCCCAAACCAGAGCGUCCGCACAGGCCAGGAUAUGGGACUCUCGGGAGCGAAACCAUCGUCCGUGCCAAUUUCUUCCCUGUCAGAGUCCCGAUCGGUGUGUUCUACGACUACCGCGUCGAAAUUGAGCCUAGCAUCAAGAAGGAGGAGGCAAGCGUGAAAGAGAGGAUAUUUUGGUUGUUGGAGCAGUGUGCGGAAUGGCAAGAAUUCAAACCAUUCGUCGCACAUGAUAGCAGUGAAAGGAUGGUUUCGGCGAAGCUACUGCCCCAGCCACUUGAUGUGCGCUUUAAAUAUUUCAGAGAAGGCGAGAGCGAGCCUCCGCUUGCCUCGAAUGCGCAAGAGUGCACAGUCUCGGUCGUCUAUGUUCGAGAACUUGACACUAAAGAAGAAUACCUCGAGUGCAAUCCUGCAUCUCGUGACUACGACACAGGGCCCCUUAUAUCUGGCCUUAACUUGAUACUUCAGCAACACGCUUCUCGAACUGGUGUUCGUGUGGGGAAGAACCGAUAUUUCUUCAAGUCCACAGACCCUCGAGACAAGAUAACGUUAAGCACUCAUAUAGAAGCCUGGUUGGGAUUCUACGUAUCCGUCCGACCCGUUUACAAGCAACUCAUGGUCAACGUCAAUGUGUGCAUGACCGCGUUCUAUAAGCCAUGCAACUUGGCAACUGCGAUGUUGCAGUUUGGUAACAAGUCCAAGGGCGCUAUGGCAAAAACGCUGCCACAAAGGCUUAGAGUUACGAUGAGGUAUAGGGGUUAUAAGAUGAGGAAGAAUGUGUAUGAGAUAAAGAGUACCUCGGCAAAUCAGACUUUCUUUCAUCACGAGAAGUAUGGCAGGAUUUCUGUUAAGAAUUAUAUCGAGAAAGAAUACAACAUUACGCUCGAGCAUCCAGAUGAUGUGCCUGUUGUUGACAUCGGAAAUGAAAAGAAGUCGAUUUACGUACCUGCAGAACUCUGUGAAAUUGAAGAUGGAGAACCCUACAGAGGUCAACUUAACACUAUGGAGACGCAAAACAUGAUUCGUUAUGCAUGCAAACGUCCCGCCGACAAUGCCAGAAUCAUUGUUAACCAAGGCUUACAAACUCUCGCCUUAACGCAAGAUAAGAUAAACGACCCUAUGAGCUCGUUUGGUAUUUCUGUCAGCGACCAGAUGGCAGUUAUUCCUGCACGAGAGCUUCCACCUCCCAAAGUGUACUACAAAAGUGGGAAACCUCCGAAUGUGACAGGAGGGAGCUGGAAUAUACUAGAAGUCACUUUCCAGAAAGGAAGUGUUGUCAAGAGCUGGAGUGUCCUUGUCGUUCGUGAUGGGUUCAGUAACUGGAACGAGAACGAGGUACGGCGGAUAUGGAUGGGAUUCAGGGACAAGUGCAGGAAAAGUGGGAUGACGAUGCCGGAUCAACCGAAGGUGCUGUUCACAAACCCAUUGGUACCCGAAUUCAAGGACGCCGCGAGAGCGACGGCUUUGGACCAGGUUCGCCAAACUAUCAAUGAGAAUGUAGAACCUGGGGACCAAAGUUUCAUACUCGUCCUCCUUCAAAAGCAUGAUCACCACAUCUACCCAGGAAUCAAGCGUAUCUGCGACGUCGAGCUUGGCAUACACACCAUCCAUAUGCUGCUCACACAGAAGGUCUUCGGUCCGGGGGGACGUCUGGACCAAUAUUUUUCUAAUGUUGCGCUUAAAUUGAAUACAAAGCUGGGAGGGGCGAACCAUCGGCUGGACCCCGAUAGCAUGAAGUGGCUCACGCAAGAGAAAACAAUGGUUGUCGGAAUGGAUGUCACACAUCCAGGACCUGCCAGCAGAAAGGGAACGCCGUCGAUUGCAGCUGUGGUAGCGAGUGUCGAUGAUAGUUUUGUGCAAUUCCCGGCUAGCAUGCGAAUUCAGGAGGGCAGAAAGGAGGCGAGUAACAUGAUCACUGAUCUCGCAGAGAUGAUGGAAGAGCGCCUUAAACUCUGGCAGGAGAAAAACCGUAUUCUCCCAGCUAGGGUCUAUGUCUUCCGCGAUGGUGUAUCAGAGGGGCAAUUCGAUUCAGUGCUUACAAAGGAGUUACCUUUAAUCCUCGAUUCCUUUAGGGGAAUGAGCAACAGUUCUAAGAAAUAUAGACCAAAGCUCACCAUUGUCAUCUGUGGAAAACGUCACCAUGCGCGGUUCUUCCCCAUAGAAUCAAACUCUGCAGACAAGAAUGGUAACACGCGACCUGGAACAGUCGUGGAUAAAGGUGUUACCACUGUAUUCGACUAUGAUUUUUACCUACAGGCCCACGCUGGUUUACAAGGCACUGCCAAACCCACGCAUUAUACCGUCAUAUACGACGAGAAUGCUCUUGACGCCGACAAUAUACAGCAAGGGACGCAUACAACUAGUUACUUAUACGCACGCGCGACCAAGGCUGUCAGUCUGGUACCUGCGGCCUAUUAUGCUGACCUUGCGUGUGAGAGAGGACGGUACUAUAUCAACGAUUUCUUGAAUGCAGGACCAAACAAAUUGUCUGAGUCUGAGGCAGGGGGAGGAAAGGGAAAGGGAAAGGGAAAGAAAAAAGGGAAAGAAAAAGGAAAUGAUAACGCAGGCAAGGAGGAGAAAGAACGUGUGUUCAAUGCUGCGAAAGAGAUGUGGGGCGCAGGUGUUCAUGCGAAGUUGAAAGAUAGCAUGUUUUACAUCUAGACGUACCUCGUCGUCUUGGCAGCUGUAUCAAAUCCCACGGAAAUAAUCAUUAUGUAUGAAUCUUUGUAACGAAGUAUGAGAU
Messenger RNA from Serpula lacrymans var. lacrymans S7.9, 3019 nucleotides. RefSeq lists its product as uncharacterized. The transcript has 6 exons. The record is from RefSeq and is a predicted model, not a curated record. Gene Ontology annotation, molecular function: RNA binding; protein binding. The coding region runs from base 1 to 2937 and encodes 978 amino acids. Lineage: Eukaryota; Fungi; Basidiomycota; Agaricomycetes; Boletales; Serpulaceae.